UACCGUCUAGCGCCAUUUUGGUUUGCAACGAAGAAUACAGAGAAUAAUUAUGUAGACAAUAUACACAUUUUGUUGGCAGAUGUAUUUACUGGAAUGCACAGUAUGAUAUUCAUUAUCUCUGACACCUACAGGUACGUAUGUAUUGAUACGCAGACGGCCUAUAUCUUGUUUCUGACGCCAUAUGAUUGUACUGGGUCUCCAGUUUCGACGGAAAACGUAACGUCGAUUGUAGACUGAUUUUAACGAUGUCAAAUUGUAAUUGGAUCCUUGUACAAGUUUGAUUAAUCUGAAGACUCAUUAUGUACAGGAUGCAUAUUGUGGAUUUUGUGGGUCUGGACCACUGCUACUCCAAACCCUGGAGUGCCCACCCAGACGCUAGCAAUGCCCGCCCUGUGAAACUACUCUUUAUGACCAAGCCAUCAAAACCCCAAACCACUCAAGAUCAGAUUCUAGCUGUCCGUGAUAUUGAAGUAGAUGUGGUUGGAGAUGAAGUUAUCCCUCCCCCUCCGUAUGAGAUGGCUAAGGCUCGCAGUCUGAUGCAUGAGUGUGACCGCAGUGUUAACUUUGCUCGGGCAGAUAACUGUGCUGAUGAUGCUGAGGACCAUGUUAGCAAUGUUGUUACUUGUAGGGUGGGUUGGACUCUACAGCAGAACCGAUUAUACAACAAAGUAAUGAAGGCAUUACAAGGCGAUCGACUCUCACGACUAGCUUACACUGGGCACCAUAAUGAACCUGUGAUGAGGAGAAUCCACAUAGACAAGACUGCCCGCCGAAUCCGACAGGCACUAGCUGGGGUGUCUUGGGACCCACGCCUCACCCAGUGGUUACACAGUGUACUGUUGGACAGCCUCAGUGUGCCGGUACUCAGUGCCUACCUCGAUGUCCUACAGACACUGAAGUCAAAGGUCCCCUCCCUCAUUGAGAAAAUGAUUGCCAUGACUGCAUCAGGAGGCAAAACACCCUCUGCGUCAGUUGAUGCCCUCAACUUACUCCUAAAGCGACCCUGGGAUCCUGUUUACAGUGUCUACUCUCAACAGAAGCUGCGUAAACUGCCUGGUAACCCUCUGAUACUGAUUGCUCCCUCGGGCCCUACCCACAACAGUGCUUACUCCAAGCGAACACGCUUCUGGAACUCCCAACUGUCGCACCUAGGGAAGGUCAUUCCGGUAACCAUGCACACCGUCAGUGGUGGUAGUGGUGUAGGCAUUGCCCAGUGUUUGGAGCACAUGAUCGGAGCUGUCCGCACCAAAGUUUUGGAGCUGAAAGGACAUUUCCAGCACCGCCCCAUUGUCUUACUGGGAUGGAAUAUCGGUGCAUUAAUAGCAUGCCAUGUGGCGUUGCUGGAGGCAGUCAGUGCUGUUGUCUGUUUAGGCUUCCCACUCACUGGGACCAAUGGAAGUCGUGGGGACAUUGAAGAUGCACUGUUGGACAGUCGUACACCUAGCCUGUUUGUGAUUGGUCAACAUAGCAACAAUGCUGGCAUAGAUGACAUGGAGGAUCUCCGUGAACGCAUGAAGGCAGAGAAUGGACUGCUAGUCAUAGGAGGAGCUGACAGUAAUCUCCGUGUGAGAAGUUCUAAGAAAAAAGAAGAGGGCAUUACCCAAGUAAUGGUCGACCGACGAGUCCUGGAAGAAUUGUCUGACUUUCUGGGAGGAAUUUUGUGCAAGUCUGCCCAUCUCAAUAUGGAGUCCAAUGCAGAUGUGUCAGAUGCAGAACAGAAAAAGAAGAAGAAAAAGAAGUAUGAGAGAUCCAGUCCUGUGUCCCCAGUGAGCCCUAAAGGCCUUACAGUAGCCAAAGCCCUGAAAUCUGCUCGACAGGGCCUCACAUUCCUUAGCGGAACCUUCACAGCCCAGGGCUUUACAACCACUGCUGGCAUAAGUGCUGCUUCAGGACCUGUCAUUUUCUCGGGGACUAAACCAAAAAAUGCUCCAAAGAGGAAGUAUGUGCGGAGUGCCCCUGGUACUGUUCCAAAGAAGCGAAUGAAGACAGCUCUUGCAAGUCAGCCUCCAGCUGUCACUAGUCCAUCAACACUUCAAGCCAUGAAGAGUGCACCAGAGUUGUCAGGACUAUUGUGUAGACCUGGGCCAUUGUCCUUUAACAUUCGCGGAAGUGAGCUUACUCAACAGUCACGUUUACCAUCAACAGUAACAGCUCUGUCUAGUUCAGAUGGAACAAAAAAUCUAGCAUCUUCACAAAGUCCACAGCAGACAGCAGCAUCAGUGUCACCUAUCGCAAGCAAAAGCCUGGCUGAUCGCCUUGCUACCCUCAUCAGUCAGAACCAAGCUCUGGACAAGACUACAGCCAAAGUGGCUUCUAAGUCGUUAACCAAGCCAAGCCACAGUGUAUGUGGGCCUUCGUCUUCUGACCUUUCACAUUCUGUGAAGGAUGCGAGACAGGAAUUGACAGCCAGUGUGACACUGUCAUCUGCAAAUAGUGUAUCCACUCCAAAUUCUUCUUCUUCCUUGCAGAUGACCCUCACCACACUCAGCAAUGCUCUACGUGCAGGUGGUAUAAAGCCCCCUGUUCACAUAACAUCAGCAUCUGCUACAAAUUGUAAUCAGAUUCAACAGCUUCUUUCCUCUAUCGCAAGAUCAUCUUCCUCUUCAUCUCCACAGUCUCAUCCCGUAGUGGCUCAUUCAAAUCUGCCUACACUUCUUCAGACCCUGUCAUCUCCUACUGCAGCUAGUGUCCAGCAUGCCAAUAAGGUCACUGUUGCCAUCCCCACCUCAGUGGCUGCCAGUGUACCAGCUACUGUCAGUGUUCCAACGACUACUAUAGCCACACAAAUGCAUGCUUCAGCUGGCAGUCAGACAGAGUCGGAGAAAGUUCAGACCUUACAAAAACUCCAGUUUCAUGACUUUCCUCUCACCACAACUGGACUCACUGAUACAAGUUCCUCAGUUGUUAAAGCGAAAGUCCAUUCAGUAUCACGGCAAGAACUUAUUUGUAUGGUGAAACCCCAGACAAUUAGCACUUCUGGAAAGAGUGUAACAACACAUGUUCCUUCAAUUGUGACAUCACUUCCUGUUCAGCUCUCUUCUGUCACAGAAAGUAACACGUCUACUCCAAGUGGGACAGUUUCCAUGGUGACUGUAUCAUCAUCCUCUCCAGGAACAGCCACAACAUUGGAGAAAACUUUAAUGAGUGGUGGUUCCAUGACUGCUGUUGCUAAACCAGUACAGACGCAGAUACAGGAGAAGCAAAUCAAGGUAGUCAUGGCAACAGAGACAUUAGGGAAAGUUUCAUCCCUACUUGAAUCAAGUCCAGUGAUACAAGGAUCGACAUCAUCGCCAUUGGUAACAAGUACAUUUACCUCUCCGCCAGUGAGUAGUUCACAAGUCAGUGAGACAGACACUAAAUGUGUUGGUACACCAACAGCCACAGUGAUGACUGUGAGUGGCACACCAUUGUCCAGUGUAUCAGUUACUAACAAAUCAGUGACCGGUAAGAGUGCAGUAGCACCAGCCAUCACAACAUCUUAUGUCACUCCUACUAAAGUUCAUGUCGCCUCUACCAGGACAAGGCGAAUCAGGACCCCCAAACAGUACGAUGUGUAGAGAAAAUCAGGACCACAAACACUACUAUGUUUUAACAUGUAUAUCGAAUUCCAAACAGUACGAUGUACGUAUGUGUAAACAGAGAAAAUCAGGACCCCCAAAGAGAAGGAUGUGUAAACAUAGCAAAUCAAAAUAUAUUGAAAAAGUAAUUAGCAGUGAUCAAUAUUAAAUUUAUUUGCAUGAUUACUUUUCAACUGUACUGCUAAUUUUAAGUAUGGAGUCCUACAAUGUUAAAUUGAAGUAUUUUUUUUAAUUCUGCGGUCCCAUCAACAUUCUAUGAGUACAGAAGUUUGGCUGACAGUUAGAUUCAUCACUGAAUUAACACUCUAAAAGAGCGAAAAUAAACCUCUAGUGAUUUAAUACCCAUUUCAUUAUGUUGAUGCAGAACAUGGCUAUAAAGUUGACGGUUCUUUUCUGUGUGCUAAUAAGGUGUUGACAAAUGUGCUCUCAUCCAAAAUUAAACCCUGGAUGGUAUUCUAAUGUGUCAAAAUGGGGUCCCUAUAAAUUCCCCAUGGGUAGUUAGGGUGCUAAAAUGGAGCUUUACCAACAUGAAGGCAAUAUAAGAAAUGCUGAUCAAAUGCAGGAGUGGGGUAAUUGUUUUAUCGGUAAUUAUUCCAAUUUCAUUUCAACCUCAUCUCUACUAGAAUUCAUAGAAUCCAAAUAAGGUACAUGUUGGUACUAAAAAUAGUUCUCAUAAUUUGGGGGGAAAUAAUGUUUCUGUGUUCGGUCUACAUACUGUCUGCAUAUCAUACAGUAGUUUACAUUGGUUGAAGUAUGAAUGCAAAGUGUUUCAUAUAUAACACAAGUUGUAAGAAAUAUUUCCCAGAUGUUGAUCAUUCUAGAAUGUUGCAUUUAUGAUUUUUCACUGCCAGAGUGCUCAACUCGACUGUUUUGUAUUACUUUCUGUACAUUGGAAAAGAAAUUGUUAUGGAAUAAAUGAAAAAUUUGCUUUUAAAAUGAUCUUA
Messenger RNA from Pecten maximus, 4522 nucleotides. RefSeq names its product KAT8 regulatory NSL complex subunit 3-like. Lineage: Eukaryota; Metazoa; Mollusca; Bivalvia; Pectinida; Pectinidae. The transcript is spliced from 14 exons. Gene Ontology annotation, cellular component: NSL complex. The coding region runs from base 300 to 3557 and encodes 1085 amino acids. Gene Ontology annotation, biological process: positive regulation of transcription by RNA polymerase II. The record is from RefSeq and is a predicted model, not a curated record.